AAAAAAUCAAAUCCAAUUUUUUGUUUUUCUAAACUUUCUUAUUACAUCUAAAUUUUAAGUAUAAACCAAAUUUGGCCAAUUGAACGAAUCUUUUCUUAGUUUUUAGUUAAUUAAACAUAUAAAAUCAUAAAAGCAGUGCAAAAUGACUCCAGGUCUCAAUAUCAAUCGAUUGAACUUACCCAAUAUGGUCGAUCGUCAGUUAAAUGAGGCUUCAAUACCGGAAACAUAUUUUCGACCUGUCGUUAUUGGGGGAAAACGAAAAGCCCUUGAGGAGAAGCCACCAAUGGCAACCGAAAUGGGCGCAUCAUUCGAUAGCAUUGUAGCAACUGUUCAUACUAAAUUAAGGAAUAAAAGUGUGCGUAAAACUCGUGAGCAUCCCACCAAUCCAGUAGAGAAAAAUAAAGUUUUAACUGAAACUCCCACAGAAACUUCACCGAAGCUACACACCGUUUGCGUGGAAACGCCAGAAACCAAUCUGGAACUCAAAGACUAUAUGCAAAAGUCAACGUUACCAUUGAAAGCUGCUUCAAUACCACAAAUCAAAGCCGUGCGCGCACAAAAGCAACAACAACGUAUGCGUCGUUCAAUGCCCCAUUAUGCGGAUUAUAACGAUCCUAUAAGUCAGAAACGUUUUCUUGAGGUUCGUGAGCAGAAGAGAAUUUUAGAAGAUAUGCUUGCCCAACAUCAACGCUUGCAACACGAUCGGCAAUCAAUCGCUAUGGAAAUACAAGCUAUGAGAGAGCAUUUAAGUGAUAUUCGACACAAACUAGAUAUUUCACUUAAGAGAUUAACAACGAAACCCAUCGUGCGCAGUGAAGUCUUGCUGAAGCCUAAAGUUUUCUUUAGACCACAACAGUGUAAUCGUCCAAACUUAAGGAAAUCACCCAGUCCGCCAAACAAGCCACCCACACUUCCAUCCAUACUGAAAUCUCCGAAUCUGGCGGCGAAACCACUAAUUCCGCCAGCAAAGCCAGCUGUUAGUCCCGUGCGUACCAAUAAAAGUCCAGCACGUAAGCCACGCAGUCCCUCGAGAAAUGUUAAGCGGGACAAGGUGGUUGCAUGAAAAGUAGUUAUCGCACAAUGGCGAGAGAAAGAGUUGCCUGGGAUAAUAUUUCUGAACGCCAUAGAAUAGUUCUCGUAGCUUGCGGAAGAAAAUUUCUUCUGCUACUUAAAAAAAAGUUCAUAAAAAUAGUAUAAUCUAAAAGCUAUUUACUUUCUUUUCAUAUAAAAAACUCGUCACACUGAGUGAGUAAGUGAGAGAGGGAGGAAGUGAGGGAAAAAGAGACUUCAAGGAGGAGGAAGUGAGAGAAAGAGAGACAAAAAGUUCCCCAACAGCAAUUUAGCUCGUUUAUAAUGGUCCCGGCGUCUCUACUAUUAAUCUAAACAAAGUAAAAUCAAAUUGGAUUCAAUUGAAAUUAGAUUGGCUUUUGUUUAUAUUAGUAGAAAUGGCUGAUGGUCAACUUUUUUCGAUCCAUAAUGUCUCCGCAAAGUAUUCCAAUUGUAAAUAGGUGUUGACCGAUAUCAAAGAAUCGGAAAGACUACUUAUCUUCAGGAUAUCUAUGUAUAUUGUAAGAUUAGCUCAAUGCUUAACAAUAAACAAACUCAAAAAUGUU
This is a messenger RNA of Ceratitis capitata (Mediterranean fruit fly), 1613 nucleotides long. RefSeq lists its product as uncharacterized. The transcript is spliced from 2 exons. Bases 143 to 1063 code for a protein of 306 amino acids. The record is from RefSeq and is a predicted model, not a curated record. NCBI's taxonomy places the organism in Eukaryota, Metazoa, Arthropoda, Insecta, Diptera, Tephritidae.